ACGCCCGGGGGUAGCAGGGUCGGAGUGUAGUAUAUAAAGGCGACAAGGCCAUCGGAAAGCCAUCUCCGAUCUCCCCGCGAUCUCCGAUUCUUUCUCCCCCUUGCGCGCGGGGCGCGACGAGAUACGCCGCCAGCCGCCUCCACCCCGCAGAGUAGACUACUGACCUGUGUGUAAUGUGAUGUGCCUUCUGCUAGCUGGCUCGCUCGCUGGCUUUGCUAUAAGCUAACUCCCCCUUCCUUCUCUCGGCUUGACUAGGUAUGCCCUUGUUGAUUAUAUUCACCGCUUGUGUACACAGCUGUACAGUUUGCAGCCGUGCGGGCUAUAGCGUUCAUCUGACCACAUCACACACGGUUGGUUUAUCUUAGCGAGUAUAACGGGAAAAAUUAAAGCGGCGCACGCGAGAACGCGCUUGAUUACACCGAGAUUUCGUGCGAAAAGGAGCCUUAUCGCGUUACCGUAUCUUAUUCAGAUAAAUGGCGCAGGAGGAAACCUUCGAGCAGUUCGAGGAUGAGGAGAGCGAGAUUCCUAUCGGAGGAAGCUUGACCAGUGGCCGGAAGAGGUUGUUCUCGAAGGAGCUGAGAUGCAUGAUGUACGGUUUUGGAGACGAUCAGAACCCCUACACCGAGAGCGUCGACCUCCUGGAGGAUCUAGUUAUCGAGUACAUCACCGAAAUGACCCACCGGGCUAUGGAGAUCGGAAGAACCGGGCGAGUGCAAGUGGAGGAUAUUGUAUUCUUAGUGAGAAAGGAUGCGCGGAAAUACGCCAGAGUUAAAGAUCUGCUGACAAUGAACGAAGAGCUGAAGAAAGCAAGAAAAGCUUUUGAUGAAGUUAAAUACGCAGGUAACGUCACUCAAUAACCUGCUUGUAUUGGUUAUAAAUAUAUAGCUGUAUUUUUUACAAGUUUUUCUUAUCUUAUGUAAACGGUUUUGUUAUUUUUAAGUACCAAUUUUAAGAAGAGAGCAAUAUAUAUGCAUGUUCCUUAAUUAUUUUUUAAGCAUGACUUAGUGGUUAUUGUUCUUCGGAUAUUUUUCCACGUUCUAGCUAUAAUUUGUCAGUACUUACUUUGUAACACAGUUCACAAGUGUAUUCGCCAAUUAAAGUGCAAUCUUAUAAAUUUAUUUUAUACAAUAUAAAGUUUUAUUUAUUUACAAUACAAGUUUAUGUUUUACAACUAAACUUUACCCACUGCUGUUUGUGAGUCAGCAAGUUUUUCAAUGCAUGCAUGCAUGGAAUUUUUUUUGAGUUGACAAAUUAAUGCAUUAAACAAUGUCGGAAAUGGCUCGUUUUGCUGACAGAAUAACGUCGUUCAGACCAACCCCGUGAUAUGACGAUCCGCAGAGCACCAAAGGGAUUUUAUGCGAGGAGAUAUAGUUUUGAAUGCGCUGCAUUCUUUGACUAUGACCAACCACGUACUGUGGAAUACAGUCCUUCAACACAGCUACAUCGACCUCGACUGGAUCUUCUUGUAUUUUAAGUAUAUUUUUCGUAUGCUUAACUGCUGUAGAUAGGAGUUGGUCAUUUGUUACGCUCUUUCCAAAGUAUUUGUCAAACCAUGCUCCACCCAUCAUUACCGUUAGUACCUGCAAAAUGAUAUUAUUUUAGCAUAUUACUAGUAUUAUACAUGAAAUUUUUAGUAUGUACUACUAAACAUACGUAUGUAAAAUGAACUUUUGGAACUCAGAACGGAUCUAUUUUUUUUG
This is a messenger RNA of Nasonia vitripennis (jewel wasp), 1700 nucleotides long. It is a transcript of the gene Taf13, whose product is annotated as transcription initiation factor TFIID subunit 13. The transcript has 3 exons. Gene Ontology annotation, cellular component: transcription factor TFIID complex. Bases 474 to 857 code for a protein of 127 amino acids. The record is from RefSeq and is a predicted model, not a curated record. Gene Ontology annotation, molecular function: protein heterodimerization activity. Lineage: Eukaryota; Metazoa; Arthropoda; Insecta; Hymenoptera; Pteromalidae. Gene Ontology annotation, biological process: transcription by RNA polymerase II.